Molecule: messenger RNA, 2700 nt
Organism: Strongylocentrotus purpuratus (purple sea urchin)
Lineage: Eukaryota; Metazoa; Echinodermata; Echinoidea; Camarodonta; Strongylocentrotidae
Product: ankyrin-3-like
Exons: 5
Coding region: 1-2700 (899 amino acids)
Molecular function (GO): protein binding
Source: RefSeq, a predicted model, not a curated record
AUGGCGCUGUUUUCAGCAGCAGCAAAAGGAGACUUCCUGAAGAUACAAUCAUUAAUCGACUCGGAGGACAAGUCAGAGGAUUCGGGAGGAGUUGAUGUAAACUGCACGGAUGCAUCCGGCAAGACGGCCCUCCACAUUGCUUCGGAAAACGGACAUUUGCAAACGGUUAAAUGCCUUACCAAUCAUGGAGCAAAGGUGAAUGUGGUCGAUGCUAACCUACAGACAUCGGUUCACUUAUGCUCAAAGAAAGGCCAUCGUCGUGUGGUAGAGCUGUUAGUGAACGGAGGAGCAGAUAUUGAUAUUGGUGACAAAGAUGGGUUUACAGCUCUGCACAUAGCAUCAUUGGAGGGUCGUCUUGAUAUUGUCAAAUACCUCGUUAGUAAAGGGGCAGACCUGGGAAGACUUGCUAUUAAUUACUGGACACCUCUACUCAUUGCUUUAGACGGUGGACAUCUUGACAUUGCAGAGUACCUUUUGACAGAAGGAGCCAACAUUAACACAUAUGGUGGCCAACUUGACAUUGCAGAGUACCUUUUGACAGAAGGAGCCAACAUCAACACAUGUGGCAAAGGUGGAUAUACAGCACUACAUGAUGCAUCACAAACUGGUAAUAUUGGUGGGGUGGAAUUUCUAACCAGUCAAGGAGCAGAGCUGGAUAGAAGCAAUGACGAUGGUUGGUCCGCACUUAGUUUGGCUUCAUUUGGUGGACGCCUAGACAUUGUCAAAGUUCUCGUUAACGAAGGGGCACAGCUUGACAAAUGUGACGAUACCGACCGGACACCCUUGUCUUGUGCUUCUCAAGAAGGCCAUCUUGAAGUCGUCGAGUAUAUCAUGAACAAAGGAGCAGACAUUGAAAUUGGUGAUAAAGAUGGGUUGACAGCUCUGCACAUUGCAUCAUUCGGGGGUCAUCUUGAUAUUGUCAAACACCUUGCUAGCCAUCUUGAAGUCGUAGAGUAUAUCGUGAACAAAGAAGCAGGCAUUGAUAUUGGUAAUAAAGAUGGUUUGGCAGCUCUGCACAUUGCAUCAUUCAGGGGUCAUCUUGAUAUUGUCAAGUACCUCGUUAGUAAAGGGGCAGAGCUUGACAAAUGUGACAAAAAUGACAGGACACCCUUGUACUGUGCUUCCCAAAAAGGUCAUCUUGAAGUCGCCGAGUAUAUCGUGAACAAAGGAGCAGGCAUUGAUAUUGGUGAUAAAGAUGGGUUGACAUCUUUUCACAUAGCGUCAUUGAAGGGUCAUAUAGAGAUGGUCAAAUACCUCGUUAGUAAAGGGGCAGACCUAGAGAGACUUACUAAUGAUUACGGGACACCUAUACACCUUGCUUUAGACGGUGGCCAUUUUGACAUUGCAGAGUACCUUUUGAAAGAAGGAGCCAACAUUAACACGUGUGGUAAAGGUGGAUGUACAGCACUACAUGCUUCAUCACAAACUGGUAAUAUUGAUAGGGUGAAAUUUCUAACCAGUCAAGGAGCAGAGCUUGAUAGGAGCACUGACGAUGGUUGGACCGCACUUAGUUUGGCUUCAUUUGGGGGACACCUCGACAUUGUCAAAGUUCUCGUUAACGAAGGGGUAGAGGUUGACAAAGCACCCAGAAGCGGGAUGACACCCUUGUGUCUUGCAACAGGAGGAGGCCAUCUUGGUAUUGUCGAGGUCUUACUGAACGUAGGAGCAAAUAUUGUCAAGGUACUUGUUAGUAAAGGGGCACAGCUUGACAAAUGUGACAAAAACGACAGGACACCCUUGUCUUAUGCUUCUCAAGAAGGCCAUCUUGAAGUCGUCGAGUAUAUCGUGAACAAAGGAGCAGACAUUGAAUUUGGUGAUGAAGAUGGGUUUACAGCUCUUCACAGAGCAUCAUGGGAGGGUCAUUUCGAUAUUGUCAAAUAUCUCGUUAGUAAAGGGGCAGACCUGGGGAGACUUGCUAUUGAUUACUGGACACCUCUACUCCUGGCUUUAGAUGGUGGCCAUCUGGGUAUACAUGACUAUCUUUUGAAAAGAGAAGCAACAAAGAUCGUUAAGCCAUUCAUUGGGUUUGAAGAGGAGUACUCUGACUACCUUCGCAGUACUUUUGGUGGUGAUGCUUUCCCUAGCUAUAUGCCCCAAUCCUCGCGACCAUACGAUCCAUAUCUUACCAAUCCACGAGACAGCUCUAUCUCCACGAGAAAGAGCAUCAAAGAAAAGACAAUGAUUAUAAGUCUCGACGAGUACAGCAUCAAGGUUUUACUUUCACCCGAAGAUCUGGACAAAGCCAAAUAUAUCACAGCAGAAGCAUUGCCAAGGAUUCCACCUGACUUAAAGCUGGAAAAAGACGAAGUUGUCAUCUCAGUUGGGCUUAAGCUUUCCCCUCCUGGUCUUCAGUUUAAAACUCCGGUGGAAGUCACGGUCUCACAUAGCGCUAUUUUCAGCAACCCAGACAAGGCAGAAAUUGUGCUAUACACCCGAAGGACUGGAUCUGAUGAAUUUUCAAGGAUAGUUCCUGCUUCUGACAAAGCUGCUCGGUGUGUAGUCGCAAAGAAUCACCUUACUCUGUACAUAGACCAUUUCUCAGAAUGGUGGAUUAUCUCCUUAAUCAGGAGAUACUUCAUCGGUAAGCGGCUCAUCUGUACGCCAUACGCUCCCCUGUCAACAUCUAGAGACAUCAUGAACAGCAUCUUGCUCAUCAUUAAAGACGACUUCUGUGGAGUGAAAGAGGUAGUUUUAUUAUGA